Molecule: messenger RNA, 2271 nt
Organism: Glycine soja
Lineage: Eukaryota; Viridiplantae; Streptophyta; Magnoliopsida; Fabales; Fabaceae
Product: calcium-binding mitochondrial carrier protein SCaMC-3-like
Exons: 4
Coding region: 469-1920 (483 amino acids)
Biological process (GO): transmembrane transport
Molecular function (GO): ATP transmembrane transporter activity; calcium ion binding
Source: RefSeq, a predicted model, not a curated record
CCCUCUAUUCAGUUAAAAGUUUAAACUUAAAACUUUUUAGCUGCAGAUUGCGGUGUCCGAUACACUCCAGCCACCAGUCCAUCACAUUCCUUCUUCUUUUUUCCCCCCUUUAUUCUUCUUACUAUUCUAUUUUCUGUUUUUCAUCUCAAGUCUCAGCCAAUCACCACUUGCCACAAUCCAAAAAGCUGCUUCCCAAUGACCACUCUCGCGUGGCCGCCGGUGACCCCUCAUCCCCGCCGGCCAUAACCAUAACCAUAACCAUAACACCCCUCAUCGCCGCCGCCACCACCACCACCCUCGCGUCUUUCUCUCAGAAGUCAGAAUAUUCCUUCCCCAAAAAAUAAUCGCCACCACUUCCAUUCCUUUUUUUUUUCUUUUCCCAAUUUGAUGCUCGCACUUAUUCCUUUUUCCACCACAUUCCUUGUCCCCUUUCCGAAUCCGAUCCACCACUCCACGUAGCGUAACCGCAUGGGGUCGAACCGGAGGAAGAGCGAGGACCACCCGGCAACGACGCUGGAUCACGCGCUGCUAGCGUCGGGAGAAAGCGCGGAAGAGAGGGAAACGCGGAUUCGCGCUCUCUUCGCCUUCUUCGACGCGGAGAAUUGCGGAUUCUUGGACUGCUCCGCGAUCGAGAGCGGGCUCUCGGCGCUGCGAAUGCCCUCGGACUCGGAGUGCUGCAACUACGCGCAGGACCUGUUCGGCGCGUGCGAUGCAAACAAAGACGGGCGCGUGGACUACGAGGAGUUCAAGAGGUACAUGGAUGAUAAGGAGCUCGAGCUGUAUCGGAUUUUUCAGGCGAUUGAUGUUGAGCACAGUGGGUGUAUUUCGCCCGAGGAGCUCUCGCACGCGCUUGUUAGAGCAGGGAUUCAGAUUGAUGAUGAGGAACUUGCCCGAUUUGUUGAGCGUGUAGACAAGGAUCAUAAUGGGGUUAUAACAUUUGGAGAAUGGAGGGAUUUUCUGCUGCUGUAUCCUCAUGAGGCAACCAUUGAAAAUAUUUACCAUUACUUGGAGCGGGUAUGCUUGAUUGAUAUUGGGGAACAAACUGUUAUUCCUGCAGGCAUUAGCAAGCACAUCCAUGCAAGUAGCUAUCUGAUUGCUGGAGGAGUAGCAGGUGCUGCAUCACGUACAACAACCGCACCCCUUGAUCGAUUAAAGGUUGUGUUGCAAGUCCAAACAACACGAGCUCAUGUAAUGCCUGCAAUAAAAGAUAUAUGGAAAGAAGGUGGUUGCUUAGGUUUUUUUCGAGGCAAUGGCUUAAAUGUUCUUAAGGUGGCCCCAGAGAGUGCUAUUAGAUUUUACACCUAUGAGAUGCUAAAGGCAUUCAUAGGGAAUGCUAAAGGAGAAGGAGCAAAGGCUGAUGUUGGUACUAUGGGGCGGCUUCUAGCGGGUGGUAUGGCUGGUGCUGUAGCUCAGACUGCAAUAUAUCCUCUGGAUCUUGUUAAAACUAGAAUACAAACUUAUGCUUGUGAAGGUGGAAGACUUCCCAGUCUUGGAACUCUCUCAAAAGAUAUAUGGGUUAAGGAAGGACCCCGCGCAUUUUAUAAGGGCUUGAUUCCUUCUAUUCUGGGGAUUGUCCCAUAUGCUGGCAUAGACCUAGCUGCAUAUGAAACGUUGAAAGACAUGUCCAAGAAAUAUAUUCUUCUUGAUGAAGAACCUGGUCCUCUUGUACAAUUAGGAUGUGGGACGGUAUCAGGUGCCCUUGGAGCAACCUGUGUUUACCCAUUGCAGGUUGUUAGAACAAGAAUGCAGGCUCAACGUGCUUAUAUGGGGAUGGCUGAUGUAUUCAGGAUAACUUUUAAACAUGAAGGGUUUAGGGGAUUCUACAAAGGACUAUUUCCUAACCUGCUAAAAGUUGUUCCAUCUGCUAGUAUCACUUAUUUGGUCUAUGAGAAUAUGAAGAAGGGCUUGGAUUUGGAUUGAAGAACUUUGCUGCUUCGUUUGAUAAUUACUCUAAUUGACAUGGCUGACCAUUGGCAACUACAGGAAUGGUUUCUGCAUUGAGAUAUUAAUGACAAGAAUAAAGUCCCUAAUUGAUUUUAUGACAAUUGUUUACAGUCAUUGUUAAAUAACAUCACCUCAAUUCUUGGAGGACGAAAUUGGCUUGUCCUGGAUGCUGCUUCAUUAAACUAAUAUGUAUGAAGCUUCAUAUCCAUGAGCAGAUUUUGUUGUAUGCUAAAAAACACAGUUAGGAUCCGAUUUUGUAACAUGUAAUGGCUCCGAUUGCUAAUCAUAUUCUCUAACAAUUGGUUUUUCUAUCUGUUUGACUUCCCA